UUUAAAAGUAAUGAAGGCUCUGUUGAAUGAGAAAGGGAAACCAUAUGUAGAAGUGCUGGAGCAUGAUGGGUAUUAUUUUCCAGACCAAUUAGGAGCUCAAAAGAAUGUAAAUGUCCCAGAGUUCCUGGCUGGCCUUAAUGAACUCAAUUUUAGAGAUGACGAAAUAUGCGUAGUUUCGUAUCCAAAGUCAGGGACACAUUGGACUUUUGAGAUCUGUAACAUGCUGAAGAGUGGACGAUCAGAAUUCAUUGACACCUUGAUACCGAUCUUUGAUUACAGUCCAAAAGAAGUGCUGAAAUUUGUUCAGAGCAAAAUUGGUGUCUAUACAUCACAUUUCUAUCCACGCCAUAUGCCAAAACAAUUAAUGAAGACGCGAUGCAAAAUAAUCCAUGUAUAUCGGAAUCCAAAAGAUGUUGCUGUGUCAUACUUUAACUUCAUAAAAAAACUAAACAAUAUUGAUAUCCAGGACAUGAGCUUCUCUGAAUUCCUGAGACAUUUUGUCAGUGGAAACGUUCCUUGUGGGAGCUUGGUUAAAUGGAUUGAAGAAUGGACGACAUUUAAGAAAGAAAAUCCAAACUAUCCACUUCUAGAGAUAUCAUAUGAAGAAAUGAAAAACAAUCUGAAAGAAAGUGUUGAAAGAAUUUCAAAUUUUCUUGGUCUCGAUUCUUCACCAGAGUUAAUUGAGGAUAUAGCAAGGAAAUGUGAUUUUGAUGUCAUGUCUGCACAUAAAAAUUCGCAUGUUCCAGAAAGAAUGAAAACUAUAUCAUCUCUUGAAAAUACGCAUAUUUUCUACAGAAAAGGUGGGGUUGGAGAUUGGAAGAACCAUUUCACGGUGGCUGAAAACGAGGCUUUUGAUAAGUCGAUGGAAACCAUAUUACCUAUACUAGGACUGAAAAUAACUCAUGAGCUGUAAAUAGAUUUAGAAGUUGAUGAACCUUACAAAAGUGUACAGAAAAUAAUGUAAAUAGCAGCAUUUCGAUGUGAAAAAUGUAAACCUAUAGGGUUUAGAACGGAUAUUUUAUUUGAACAUUUUAAACUUGGACUUUAUUCAUAUCAGAAUCAUUUUAGUUAUUAAUGGUGAACUUAGUAGUGACAGUAAAAUAAGAUAAAAGGUUAUUAAACAAGCAUGUACAUUAUUAGUGUACCACAUACGGUGACUUUAUAAAUGGAAAAGGGACUUUAUGUUCACGAACUAUAAUUAUCUUGUUAGAAAAAAUUGGAUUUUGUUGUUGGUACAAUGAACUAUAAUUUUGUAAAUCAUUUUGUAAUGGAAUUGAUCAGAAUAGACCAAUCAAGCCCAUCGAUACUAAGUAAUAAAAUUUGAACGGAAAUGUAAAGUUACUAUUAAGAUUCUUGAUUAAGAGUAAUAAAAUUGGGAACUUUGAAGCAGAUAAGUAAAAGAGCCUAGGACUAGAACUGUGGUGCAGAGAUGGAGACUGAGUCCAUAAAUAUUAUUAAUGAAAGUAUACCUGGAUUGGAGGGUGGUGCCAUGUUGGGGUUCAUAGGUCAACGGACAGACCUACGGACUAAGCGUAGGUGGUAGGGUAAUAUUAAGUCAGGCAAUGAAAAGUACUUUUAUAUCCGGGACCAUGAAUACCCUUUGAGCACAAAAUACCCUGUUUUGUCGGAAAAAGGCACUUUUUCGGUUCUCUUUUCUUUGACUCUUUUGAAAUACUUUUUGGACUCUAAUUUUUUGGACCUCGCCUUAAUUAUUACUUUUGGAGUUUUAGUUCUACGCUCUUCUGAAAUAUUUGGGACGGAUCUUUAAAACUUUUGCUAUAACCAGUGUAUUAGCCUAUUCUGAUGAGAUUUCAGAAACUAGCAUAAUAAAAUCUAUACGAUCACGGUAGUUUAAUAAACUUUUCAAAAAACUUAAAAA
Saccostrea echinata is the source of this 1879-nucleotide messenger RNA. RefSeq names its product sulfotransferase 1E1-like. Gene Ontology annotation, cellular component: cytoplasm. The transcript is spliced from 5 exons. Gene Ontology annotation, molecular function: sulfotransferase activity. Lineage: Eukaryota; Metazoa; Mollusca; Bivalvia; Ostreida; Ostreidae. Bases 11 to 913 code for a protein of 300 amino acids. Gene Ontology annotation, biological process: sulfation. The record is from RefSeq and is a predicted model, not a curated record.